AUGAGUCAUUCAAAUCGUAGCCAUUUGGGGGAAGAUGUGUUGGAUGUGGAGCACAAAAUAGUUUUAGAGACUAACAAGCGCAAAAAAGUAGAGCGCGCACUUGGGCACCUCCGUUCGCAGGGACUACCUAAAACCCACAAAGAAGUGACAUUUCAAACCUUAUUAGAAAGUAUUGAAAGUGUUAAAAAGGAAAAAAACACAAUUCGCGAGUGGUUAGAACGUGGUGUUGCAGAGGCAGAACGUGUAUCUGAGCAAUUGUUACAGUUGUCUGAAGAAGUGCAGCACGCUGAGGAGCUAGAAACUAAAGUUAAACUGUCAGUACAUGAACUUACUGAUUAUUAUAGUCAAUUGCAGCAAGACCUUCACAAUAUGAACCUUGAAGUAAGAUCUUUACAGCAUGAUAUCAGUAUGAAGAAGGAUGUUGAGGCUGUGGAAGUGGUACAAACAAAUGCUCAGAAAAAUGAAGAUUUUUCUCUUUUUGACUUGAGUGCUCUGAAAAAAACCGUAGAGGAGUUACGCCGCAAAGUAGCUAUGGUUGAGACGGCAGAGGCAGCUAUGGGUUGUCUUGCUGCAUGUUCCCGUCGUUCACUUCAUGAACUUGGAAAACUUAGUAUCGCUGUAAACAACACUGAUGUGUUAGGUGAAUGGAAGGAAACUGAAGAUGAUACCGAUUCGUUUGAUUCUGAAGAAGGUGCAGACAGUACACGUCAUUCACCAGUAGUUCUCACAUCAGCAAAAGCAAUUCUUGAUCGAUGUGACUUAUGUCUUUGUACAAUCUGGUCUGGAUUGAGCCGUGUUGCAUUUGAUAAGGCUCACCACCGGCGUCAACAAGAUAUGCGGUAUGAAGAGGCAUAUGUAGCCGUUGAACGGGAUUAUGAAAUGACUAUGCAAAACUGUGCCACACACUUGCAACAGUUACGGGAUGAAGUGGAAUUGUGGAAGAGCAAAUAUUCCACAUUUGAGAGUUUGGUAAAAGAGUGGGAGGUGGGAGAUAAUAAAAACACGGGAAUAUUUUAUACAAAAGAUAGGUGUGAAAACGAAACUAAUGAAAGUUUCACAAAAAAAGAGGAAAAUGAUACUGAUGAAAGUUUUGCUACCGCAUUGAAGCGCGAGAAAACCUCUUUAGAGGAUAAUUAUCAUCGUUUACAAGCUACAAAGGAAUCAUUGGAGAAUAAGAUAGAUAUUGCUACAAAUGAUUACAAAUGUGUCAGGGAGUUAAAACAUGAAUAUCGUGAUCUGGAGUUAAGGAAGUCAGAACUCGUGCGUAUAAAUGAACAGCUUCGAAAAAAGAAUCGAAUGAUGAAGCUGGCCGCAUGGAAAAUAGACAUGACAUUACCACUGACGCUUAUCGACAAGUAG
Messenger RNA from Trypanosoma theileri, 1359 nucleotides. RefSeq lists its product as uncharacterized. The record is from RefSeq and is a predicted model, not a curated record. The coding region runs from base 1 to 1359 and encodes 452 amino acids. The transcript has a single exon. NCBI's taxonomy places the organism in Eukaryota, Euglenozoa, Kinetoplastea, Trypanosomatida, Trypanosomatidae.